Molecule: messenger RNA, 975 nt
Organism: Xenopus tropicalis (tropical clawed frog)
Lineage: Eukaryota; Metazoa; Chordata; Amphibia; Anura; Pipidae
Gene: ffar2l
Product: free fatty acid receptor 2 like
Exons: 1
Coding region: 1-975 (324 amino acids)
Biological process (GO): signal transduction; G protein-coupled receptor signaling pathway
Cellular component (GO): plasma membrane; membrane
Molecular function (GO): G protein-coupled receptor activity
Source: RefSeq, a predicted model, not a curated record
AUGCUUGUUGACAACCUGUUGCUUGCUGUAUACGUGCUAACCAUUUUCCUUGGAUUGCCCUCGAAUAUAAUGGUACUUUAUCUUUUCUUCAAGGAAGCCAGAAGCAGACUGACCCCCAACCUCAUCUACAUGAUCAACCUUUGCGUCUCCGACUUGGUUUUCAUCAUGGUUUUACCAAUAAAAAUCAUAGAGAUCUUUUCGAGUACAUGGACCCUUCCUCAGAUCCUGUGUCCGCUCUACAACCUCAUCCACUUCAGCACCAUUUACGCCAGUGUUUGCUUCCUGAGCGCCGUCAGCGUUGGCCGCUACUUGAGCACGGCUUUUCCAAUCAAAUACAAUAUUUACAAGAAGCCGAGGUAUUCGUGCCUUGUGUGUGUUAUUCUCUGGGUAAUUGUCAUUUUUCACAUGGCGUUUGUGUUCCUAGUGGAGACGUCCCAAAAUGGAAGCAUAGCGCUAUUUCUGACCAACCACGACAACACGUGGUUGUGCUAUGAAAAUUUCACCUCUGAACAACUGGCGUUGGUGGUUCCAGUAAGAUUCGAGAUCUCGAUCGUCUUGUAUUUCUUUCCUUUGGCCAUAACCCUUUUCUGCUACGUGUCUUGUAUCCGGAUCCUCAUGAGAUCCCGAAUGCAUGUCAAUCUAAAAAGGAAAGCCAUGCGCGUAGCAGUCACCACUCUGGUGGUAUUUAUUGUAUGUUUUGCCCCCUAUAACAUUUCUCACGUGGUGGGCUUUGUCAUUCAUGAGAGCGUUUGGUGGCGGAAAUGGGCUCUUCUGCCCAGUACGUGCAACGCCUUUCUGGAUCCCCUCAUCUUCUAUUUCAUUUCAUCAUCAAUGGACCAGGGUUUCUACCACAUGUGGAAGUCUCUGCAGCUGAAAUACAGCGUUUCAAGGAGAAAGUUUUCAUCUAUGUUCUCGAGGGAGCAACAGGGGAGUUCCAGAACACUGGGGGUGGCGGCAAUCUCAGCCACGGUGUAG